CGCCACGUGACCGUAUUCCUGGAAAGUUCCUGGAAAUGCUGCCUUUGUGUUUACGGUGAUCCGGCGGUGAUCCGGUUCUCUGCAGGACUAGGAGACGCGGCUCGGCGACGGACGGACGGACGGACGGACGGAUCGGUGCCUUAAACACAGUCCGGUUAACGGGAGCCGGUCGGUGCUUCGAGGCGGGGAUUCGGUGCUCAGAUCCGACGAUCGGACCUCCGAGGGGACCCGCCAUUAGAGAGCCGAGGGGAGCGGAGCGGAGCGGACCGGGGACUGGACCGGGGACUGGACCGGGGACUGGACCGGGGACCGGAGCUCGGAGCUCCUCUGCGGGUCUGACAUGUCGAGUGUUACCGGAGGACGAACUUCAGACUGGACUCAUGUCUGAGCGGCGGGCCUGAAGCCGGACCAGUCCAAUGACCUGCCAGUCCUCUGAGUCCACGGAAACCAUCGAGGACAGACGAGCCGACAACACCUCUGCUGUGGACGAGAGCCGGGUGGCCCUUGCCAUGAAGGACCUCAGGAACACCGGGUGGUACUGGGGGAGUCUGACCGCUAACGAAGCCAAAGAGAUCCUGCAGGACGCCUCGGAGGGGACCUUCCUGGUGCGGGACAGCUCCCAGCAGGACUACCUGUUCACCAUCUCGGCCGUGACGUCGGCGGGACCCACCAACCUGCGCAUCGAGUACAAACACGGCAAGUUCAAGCUGGACUCGGUGGUUCUGGUGAAGCCGCGGCUCAAGCAGUUCGACAGCGUGGUCCACCUGGUGGAGCACUAUGUCCAGCUGUCCAGGACCAGCGACAAGGCAGCGAUGGCGAACUCUGACUCAGCGGCGGCGGCACCCAAUGGCAUGGUGCAGCUGCUGCUCACCAAACCAGUUUAUACCACAACACCGUCGCUGCAGCACCUGAGUCGCAUUGCCAUCAACCGCAGGACGCGGCGGGUUCAGGACCUGCCACUGCCCAACAGACUGAAGGACUACCUGACGGACUACGCCUACAACGUGUAGCCGGGGGGCGGAGCCAUGCCGACAUGACCACUGACCAAUCCCAGCUGCCCUGGGACAAACAGGAAGUAACAUCCGGACGAUCUUCGUCUCUUCUGGUCGCAGGUGAUGCAAAGUUACCUGAAGUCACAUUACCUCCACACACAGGUACACAUGUAACCAGAGUUCUGAGAGUUCCUGAUCAUUGAUAGGGACCAAUACCAAUCAAUACGAUCAAUACCAAUCAAUACCGAUCACUUCAGAUCAAUACAGAUCCCCAUUGCUAAUCAUCGUUCGUAGCAACAGAUUCCUCUGCAACCAACAGUUCCACCAAUCGGAUAUUCACAUUAUCAAUAAAUCAUCUCGUCUGUAAAAUGGUGAAAAAUGUCGCAGCUAUCAUCGUCGUGUUUUAUCAGAAUAAUUAUUGAUUAAUUAUCAGUCAAUCAGCUGAAUUUAACAAAUUAAAUUUGCACAAAUUUGAAAGGAGGCUGUUGAAAACAAAGUGGAAGAUUAACCUAGCAUUAGCCUAAACAUGACAGCAUUAGCCUAAACAUUAUAACGUUAGCCACAACAUUAGCCUAAAUAAUAUAUCAUUAGCCUAAACGAGACAACGCUAGCCUAAGUGAGGCAAAUUUUACUGAUAUGUUAGCUUAACCAAGAGAAGUUUAGCUGUUGCGUUAGCCUAAAUAAGAUAUUGUUAGGCUAAAGUAACAGCUAACAAAACAACAUUAGUCUCAUCAAGAGAAGUUUAGCUGCUACAUUAGCAUGUAUUAGAUAACUUUAGUCACUAUAUUAGCUUUACCAAGAGAAGUUUAGCUGCUACAGUAGCUUAAAGAUGAUAAUGCUAACUGCAACAUUAGCAGCUAAGUUAGCCUAAACUAGAUACUGUUAGCCUGGACCCAAACAAAACAACAUUAGCUAAAGCAUGACGAAUUUAGCUGCUACGUUAGCAUAUAUAAGGUAGCUUUAACCACUAUGUUAGCCUUAUCAAGAGACGUUUAGCUGCUACGUUCGCAUAUAUAAGGUAGCUUUACCCACCAUAUUAGCCUUAUCAAGAGAAGUUUAGCUGCUACAGUAGCUUAAAGAUGAUAAUGCUAACUACUACAUUAGCUGCUACAUUAACCUGAACAAGAUAUUGUUAACCUGAACCCAAACAAAACAUUAGCCUCAUCAAGAGGAGUUUAGCUGCUACAUUAGUAUAUAUAAGGUAACUUUAGCCACUAUGUUAGCUUACACAAGAGAAGUUUAGUUGCUCCAGUAGCUUAAAGAUGCUAACUACUACAUUAGCUGCUACGUUAGCCUAAACUAGAUGAAAUGAUGAAUCAAUUAUCAAACUAAACUCUCUGUUGAUCACCUAAUUGUUUCAGCGCUAACUUGGUUUGGUUAUUUUGGGUAUUUUUCAAGAAUUUAUUGAUUUCCUGAAGAACAGAAGUCGACUAAAGUAAAUAUUGAUCAUUAAUUAUUGGAAAGUGUUCCUGUUUCACUUGUUUUGUUUAAAAAAAACUCUCUGAAUAGUCGUGGAUUGUUUCCCUGGCGGCAUUCUGAUUGAUUAGCUGAUUGAUCCGUUCGGCUCUAAAAACCAAAACAAGCGUCUGAUUGGCUGCUGGGGAGCAACUGACCUGGAGAACGUCAUUAAAGUGGCAGAAGCAGAACUGAGUGAACCUCCCCGCCUUUCUACCUGUAAACACCUGGAACGCUGUGCUCUGAUUGGCCGAUGGAGGCGGCUUUCCCGAUCAAUGCGUCGAACAAACAAACACUCCCAGUUGUUGAUGGUUUCAUGAGAACAAACGUCAGCCCGGGUUUGACCUCUCCGGGCUCCGGUAGACUUUGUCCUGCCGCUGUAGUGCUCUGCAGCCGGAAGCCAAUCAGGUCGCAGGAAAACAAAGGUGUGGCAUCACACAGAGGAAAAUACAGAAACACUGAACGCCUCGUAUUCAAACUGAAAACCAACAAACAGCAGCUCUGGACAGCAAAACUCCAGCCAGAAAACGUUCAUUUUUAGGAUUCCUUGAUGAUCAAUAACCAUCAUUAGAAUGUAAAAUAUUAAUCUGUUUGAAAACUUAGAAUCAUCUGCUAAAUUUUUCACAAAUUAGAUUAUUCAUGUACAGUUAUAUUUCAGAAAAAUUAGAAAAAAAGUUUCAGCUCCCUUGUUAGCACUUUUUGUCUGUUUAAAGGCCGUUUAACAAAUAUAACCAAACUCCAUUCAAACAACGUUCAUUUUUAGGAUGCCAUUCGCAUAGAGACCGUUAGCGUGGCUCGUUUAGGCUAAUGUAGUGGCUAACAUUAUCUUCUUUAAGCUAGUGUAGCGGCGAACAUUAUUUUGUUGAGGCUAGUGUCGUGGCUAACAUUAUCUUGUUUAGGCUAAUGUAGCGGCUAACAUACCCUUGUUUAAGCUAAUGUAGCAACUUACAUUAUCUUCAUUAGGCUAACAUUGCAGUUUACAUUAGCUUGUUGAGGCUAACAUAGCAGCUGAAAUUAUCUUGUUUAGGCUAAUCCCUCUGGGGAUUAAUAAAGUCAGUCUAAGUCUAAUGUUGCAGCUAAUAUUAGCUUGUUUAGGCUAAGGUAGCACCUUACAUUAGCUUGUCUAGGCUAAUGUAGCAGCUAACAUUAUCUCGUUUAGGCCAAUGUCUCAACUUACAUUAGCUUGUUUAGGCUAAUCUAGUGGCUAACAUUGUCUCGUUUAGGCUAAUGUAGUGGCUAACAUUAUCUCCUUUAGACUAAUGUCAUAGCUAGCAUUAUCUUGUUUAGGCUAGUGUAGCAUCAAACAUUAUCUUGUUUAGGCUAGCGCAGCAGCUAACAUUCAGUUGUUGAAGCUAAUGUAGCAGCUAACAUUAUCUCGUUUAGGCUAAUGUAAUGGCUAACAUCUUGUUUAGGCUAAUGCAGUGGCUAACAUCAGCUUGUUUAGGAUAAUGUAGAGGCUAACAUUACCGAGCAUAUUUCAUAAAACAUCCUCAAAAAAAACUUCAGCUCCCUUGAUUGCACUUUAUGUCUGUUUAAAGGCCGUUUAACCAAAAUAACAAAACUCCAUUCAAAAAACAUUCAUUUUAAGGUUCCCUGGUUGAAUUUAAAUCAGGAACCUUUUAUUAAACGCUUGGGUCGGCUGAUGAAUUAGCCCAAUAUUAACUCUUUCUGUCUGUUUAAACUUUCAAAAUAUUUUAUUCUACUUAUUUGGACACAUCCUUAAAAUGUUUUAACUGAACUGGUCGAUCUUUCUUUGUGUUGGAGACCAUUUAAUAGUUCAACCAGACUCCAUUCAAAAAUCGUCUGUUUUUAGGUUCCCAUGUAAACUAUUCACUAAAAACACAAAAUGGAACAUAAGUUUUUAAAUUUCUGUCAAACAUUUGAAGCACCUGGUUAAUUCGGCACAUAUUGGAUUCAUCAAAAUAUUUAAUAUAAAUGUUAAUUUUACUUAUUUUGGAUACGUCAGAAAUCCGAGUUUAGCUAAUAUAGCUAAUUGUUAGCUUCAAAAGUCUUUAAUUUUAAGGAUUUUCCUUUUGAUUAUCAACUAGUUUGUGGUUAAAUUCAGUUUAAUUUGAUUAAACUGUCCCUGAAUCAGAUCUCGGAGGGUUACAUGUGUACCUGGAGAUCAAUAAAUUCUUAUCAACUAUCAGCUUAUUCCAAACAAAAACACAAACACAGUUGCACUUGACAAAUCCCUGAAAUUAAUAAAUAAAUCAAAAGUUUAUUUAUGCUUCAUGUUUAUGUUUCAUGUUUAUUGAUUCCCUUCAGAAUAAAUCAAUAACUGAUCGAUCUGAUCGUAACUUCAUCACCUGUGCUGAGGGGGCGGGGCCACGUCCUGGUCAGGUGGUCACCCAGGUAAAAGGGGCGUGUCCUGCUGCUGAUGUUUCUUCUUCUUCUUCUGCCUUUGUAUGGAGGCCAAACAGCGCCGCCAUGUUUUCUGCUUUCCAGUGAAUGAAUCUUUAUUCUGAACACGAAGACGAGCGUGGGCCUUGGAACGCGUCGCGGCCGCGGACUGGAGGCCGCGGGGGGAUUUUCUAAAGAUAUUUAUUGAUUGUGUCACACUGUGUUUUCUGGUACAUUUUUUGUAAAAGACUCUGAAAGCAUGCGAUGUUCUGCAACCCGUAAACAUUGAUCAGCUGUGAGAUCAAUAAAGUUUUAUAUGGUGCUUCA
Messenger RNA from Amphiprion ocellaris (clown anemonefish), 5117 nucleotides. It is a transcript of the gene socs2, whose product is annotated as suppressor of cytokine signaling 2. The record is from RefSeq and is a predicted model, not a curated record. Gene Ontology annotation, molecular function: 1-phosphatidylinositol-3-kinase regulator activity. Gene Ontology annotation, biological process: phosphatidylinositol phosphate biosynthetic process; intracellular signal transduction. The transcript is spliced from 3 exons. Bases 417 to 1010 code for a protein of 197 amino acids. Gene Ontology annotation, cellular component: phosphatidylinositol 3-kinase complex. Lineage: Eukaryota; Metazoa; Chordata; Actinopteri; Pomacentridae.